Messenger RNA from Temnothorax curvispinosus, 3440 nucleotides. RefSeq lists its product as uncharacterized. The record is from RefSeq and is a predicted model, not a curated record. The coding region runs from base 2267 to 3220 and encodes 317 amino acids. The transcript is spliced from 5 exons. Lineage: Eukaryota; Metazoa; Arthropoda; Insecta; Hymenoptera; Formicidae.
GUGCAGAAGGCCGACGGGAAGCUGGACAUGAUCGCCUGGCAGAUAGACGAAUUCGAGAAAGCCUUCGAGGACCCGGAAGACGAGUCCUCCAUCACGGAAUUAAUCGAACGGCGAGGAAAAAAGGCCAUUGGCAUUUGGUUCCCGCGUGUCGGAUGUACGUUCGAAGAGCGUGUCAUUGAUGAACCGUGCGGAUCUGCUCGUCGAUUAGAAAUUUUAUAGAAAUCACCGCGGGCAGUCUUGGCGAGAGAAGAUUCCUCAUGCGAUUCUCUUCCUCUCCAGGAUAUUUGCACUUCGGCUGGCCGUUACAGCGGGCGGCGCUUUCCGCUCAAUUUCCACCGUUCUCGUGGGAAAGUAUUCCUAUUCCGGUCGUGAUGCAGAUGUAUCCGCGCGGGACGAUUCGCGUGUAACGAUGCGCUGUGCGGCGAAGAGGCACAAUCGCGGAUUGCAAUAUUUAUUCUGUUUCGCUUGAUAGCGUUCUAGUCCACUAAUAAAAUACAGAACCUGCAAUUUUCCAAAUAGAUAAAAAAAUUCAUAGGUAUAAAAACUGUCAUAGCUAUAUAAAUAUUAUAACUUUUUCAUGAUACAGAAUAAGCCAGAUAAACAUUAGAGGCAUAAAAGAUACAUGAUAUAUAACUUACAAGACAUAAUUUGAAAAAUUAGAAAUUAUUGUCUAUAAAGUAUCUUCUUCUCCAAAAACUCUAGCCAGUAACGUUGGCUGGACCACUAUGUAGUGAUGAAAUUUCUGAUCCGCUACAAAAGCCGGAAGCGGAUGUUCGGGAAGCGUAUCGAGCGAGUCGUCGGUCGGAAACCGAAAGAGAAUCCUGCGGAAGGAGCGAGAGUGAUCGUGACACGUCUAUCAAUUUGUAUUUUCCUCUUGACGGUCUUGCCGCUUUGCUGACUUCGCAUAGGGCAAGCUCCGGAAAUAUUUCCCGUCCCGUUUCGAGUGGCCGUCCCGCGAAAGUGCAGCCGUGCUCGCGACACAACGAGGAUACGGAGUGCGUUUGCGUGUAUGAAGGCUUUCGUUACGACGUCACAGGAAAAGAAGUCCGUGAAAGGCACUGGUCUUUCAUUCAGAAAUGGAAAGAGCCUCCUCGUCAUUAUUUCGAUCCGUAUAAUGGCCUAGACGCGUGAGAUGCGUGUCAACUGAAUGCUAAUUAUAGUCGGUAUGUGUGGGAAAAAUUCUAUUCUUCUAACAUCUCGGUCAGAAAUUGUACACCAAUGAAAGUGUCAUCUUUUGCCUCUUAAAAAAUUUUCUUCAAAGAUUCAAAAGCCAAUAUUUCAAUAAUUCACCAAAAUCAGAAUUUUCUUUCAAGAUAUAUUCUUUUAAAUUCGUUGAGAAGUAUAUGUCCUUGCCAAUUUCUUUUUCAUUUUUCCUUAUACAUUAUUCUGUAAUUCCGUGGUUCCUUGCGGAGGAAGGAAGCUAUCGAUCGUCGAACCCGAUUUUCACCUGAACGUUCCAUCGAGCAUGUCGGGACGUGCCAGAGGCAGUUUCCAAUUUAUGCAGCUAGCGUGUGCUCUUGAGAAUUUCAUAACAAAAUUUUAUACGCUGAUAUUUGGUUUUCGAAAAGGUGCGCUGUUAAUUACAGUCUGUUAAUUAGUAAGUUGCUGCAAUAUAACAUAUUUCAUUAAUAAAUAAUUCCAAAUAUGAUUUCUAAAUAUAGAUAUAAAUAUAUUUUUAUACGUAGCGUGAAAUGAUUUCUAAAUUAUUAUCUCUAAGAAUAUGAUCGAAGGUGUCUCUGAAGUAAAUUGGCGGAAGAGUAAAAAACAAAAUUAAAAUAAAUAGAUAAAUUAAUCAAUUUACAAUCUCGUAACAACUCCAACUGCUAAUGUAUAUGUAUAAUAUAUGUCUAUAUAUAUAAAAAAAAGAUUCUCGAUAUAAACUAGUUUAAUAAGAAACAACUGGGUACUUCUGAAGUCGCGGUGUCAAACAGCGACUCAAGUUCGCUGGAUGAAUGUCAACGGUAGUUUUCGAACAAUUGCCUGGGACAAUCUGUAUCAUCCUCGCCUCAUGGAGUGUGCCGUGAAUGCGGCCGAACACCUCGUUCUAAUAACCUACUCCCACACCGCCGAUCGGCCGGAAUGCUCGGUUGGUCGGUCCCCCGAGUCGAAGUCGGGUUCAGUCGUCUAGCGACCGGUUCCGAGGUCUGGGCCCUGUUCGCCACGCCAGGUCUGACUCACUGUCGCGGCCGAUGCGAGAGUAGUGCCGUCGGAAAGCAGGGCCUCGCUUCUUUCACAUGAACAGAGGCCGGCUCCUUUCGUGACCGACAUGCGUUCCCUCGUGCUUGGUCUAACACUAAUCGUAAGCCUGCUAGUCGUUAGAAGAGUCUCUGGCCAUGGAAGACUGAUAGAACCACCCUCGAGGGCCUCGAUGUGGAGAUACGGCUUCGACACACCUCACGAUUACAACGACCACGAGUGCUAUUGCGGUGGGUUCACCAGGCAAUGGCAACGGAACAAAGGGAAGUGCGGCAUCUGCGGCGAUCCCUGGGAUUCUCCAACGCCACGUGUUCACGAGACGGGCGGCAAGUAUGGGAACGGCGUGAUUGUCCGGCGUUAUCGGACCGGAUCGGUCAUACCGGUCCGCGUGGAACUGACGGCGAACCAUCACGGCUAUUUCGAGUUCCGCACCUGCGCCAUGACCUACCGUGACCGGGAGGUCACCCAGGAAUGCCUGGACCAGCACCUGCUGCAGGCCGAGAACGGAUCCACCCGUUAUUACCCUGGCCCCGGAAACCGGGUCUUCGAGGGCUACUACAAAUUACCGGAGGGUCUGACCUGCGCUCAAUGCGUCUUCCAGUGGCGAUACAUCGCCGGGAAUAACUGGGGCGACUGUGGCAACGGCACAGGAGCGGUGGGAUGUGGGCCUCAGGAAGAGUUUCGAGCCUGUGCCGAUAUUGUCAUCGGUGAUAACGAAGCGACACUACCGCCGAGGCUACCGAAGCAGCCGACCACCAGCUCCACACCCACGGACAGGUUGCCGACGGACACGAGCCCGUUGCCGAAAUCCGGGCCGUAUUGGCUGUUCAGCGUUGUCAUCGCUGGUACGUGCCUGUUGGUGGUGCUGGCCGCUAUGGCAUUGCUUUACACGUACUACUAUCACGCCGGUAGAGCCAAAAAAUGGCUUAUGGCGAGGAGACUCCUGGCGCAGGAGAGUCCGCCGGUUGCCCCGCCGAGGCACAAAAGGCAUCAUCACGUAUCGAACACGCAGCUUCAGCUGUAGAACUCUGUACUUGAUUGUCGGUAUCGCACCUUGGAGAAAAGAUAGCUCGAAGAAAUUUUUCGAUUCAAUCAAUAUGCGAUAUCGUUGUGCGAGCUACAUUUUGUCCUAACUUUAAAGUCUGAUGUUCAAAUAUGACAGACGCGUAAAUAGCGUUCAUUCGUGAACAGACUGUAUUUCAAGACGAUAUAUCUUUAUACUUGGCACGUACUCUCUCUUGUAU